This is a messenger RNA of Zeugodacus cucurbitae (melon fly), 868 nucleotides long. RefSeq lists its product as uncharacterized. The record is from RefSeq and is a predicted model, not a curated record. Lineage: Eukaryota; Metazoa; Arthropoda; Insecta; Diptera; Tephritidae. Bases 194 to 673 code for a protein of 159 amino acids. The transcript has a single exon.
AUGGCGAGAGACAACCGGGAGCAAAGUGAUUCGUGAGAAACAUUUCAGUUAUAUUUUUAUGUUUAAAGAAAAAUAAAAAUUUUCAUAAGCCGACCAAAUUUCAGUAAAAAAUACAAUAUCCAUAAUUUGAUUUUUGUUUGUACGUCUUGUAAGCAAAGAAAUUAUAUUGUUUUCCGUGUGAGUGAAUUGAGCCAUGUCAGCCAUAUGGGACAAAAUGUGUGAAGUGUUCGCGUUGCUGGUUCGGCCGACGCGACGGAAAACCCGCGUGACAUUCAGUCCUAGCACUCUACAUCGUGAAAUCAUACGGCACACCAAACUAUCGGCUUCCACGAAUCCCUUUUUCAACUUCCUUGCCGAGGUGCGUAUGAAAGCCAAUGGUGGGCGACUAAUGCACCCAGGCUGUGGUUCGAUGUCGCCGCGGGAAAGCGCUCGUAUCGCCAAGACGGCAGGCCGCAUAUGGAACUCUAUGACUGAUGAACAAAAGCAGCCGUAUCGAAGCAUUGCGAUGGAGCAGCGGAAGCUGAAGAGGCUGCGGCGAAGGCGUUCCAACUCAUCUGCACGCAGACGAAGAACAACAUUGCAAAGCAAAACGCCAGUCGAGUGCAAAUUCCUUUUACCGCCGCAGCCCACACCUGAAGAAGAUACAUAUGUAAAUGCGGCUUCCGAGGAUUGAAAUAGUGUUGUUGAUGCCUUCAGGACAGUUCGGAUGGAGCGGAGAUAAAAAUUGUGUGCAGAUUUAAUGUUGUAACUCUCUCCUAUUUUCCUAAAAUGUUGUUGUGUAUCCUCAAUUUUAUACAGCUCUUCUUCCUGCACCUCUUGAUGUCGCAGGCAAUCGGUAAUAAAGUGGUUCAUUAAAACAUAUCAGAAA